CAGCUCCAUCCACGGCUUCAGCACCUUCAACAGCUCCUCGUGAACCCCUCCGACGUCGUAAAUGAUAAAAUGGGAUCUCUUUCCGAACAGUCUCACAUGGUAUGCUAUCCACUCCCUCACCCUUUGGGGGCUCAAGUUCCCGUACAGCGGAACCGGCAAUAUAGCGUCCCCACCUCCAGAGGUGGAGGCUUGCAGGAGAAGCAUGCCACCGGAAUUGUCGGUGUUGAUUGGUUGAGAGAAUGUGCAAUUAACGACCACAACGGUGCACACGCGGCCGUAGCCCCAGUCUGGGAGGAUCUUGUAAGCGACGGUGGUGGUGUUUGCUUGGCUAUUGUUUUGUGGGAUCCACUGGCAUUGAUAGGUCGAGCGGGAGAACACGUGGAGGGGCUUGGAAGCGAGACCCACAAUGACGAAGUUAUUUGGGCCGCCUCGAUAGGUGCCCAUGGUAAUGAAGUUGUAGGCCACCGCACCAUAGGGGUUGAAGGCCGCCGUGAGGCGCCGUUAGGCAGCCGUUGAUCACCUUCAACAGACGACGGUGAUCACCUUCAACAAACAGACAAAAGAUGUUCUUCCGUGUGCUUAAUUUCCAGCUCCAAGAAGUCUAGUAUUAGUGACAUGCAUGAGUCAACAAUUGAUAAAUUUAAGUCACGAAC
Rubroshorea leprosula is the source of this 653-nucleotide messenger RNA. The record is from the annotation of a GenBank genome assembly. NCBI's taxonomy places the organism in Eukaryota, Viridiplantae, Streptophyta, Magnoliopsida, Malvales, Dipterocarpaceae.